ACUAUAGUCUGUGCUCCUAACCUCACCUUUCAGCUUAAGAAUACGAAGGGUCGACUCCGUUUCGAAAAAUGUUAGUUUGCAAAUUAAUAUCUAUACCUAAAUGUGCCAUUAAAUCAUUUACUUUCAAUUGUCCAAAAAAUGGUUAUGCGAAACCGGCUGCAAGCGUGAGUAUGUUAGGCGGUAGCCUUAAAAAGAAAAAAUUAGGCAAGCUGGGGCCCACAGUAGAAAAAAGAGUUUUACCAGUGGAGACGGAUCCUGAAAAAUUGGUGAAUUACCUAUGUGGUUCAAAUAUUUAUAAAACAGGGGAAGAUAUUAAAUUGUUGCCUGACAGCGAGUAUCCAGAGUGGCUUUGGAAUGUAAGGACAGGUCCUCCUCUCCAGUUAGAUGAUUUGGAUCCAAAUUCAAAAGCUUAUUGGAGAAGAAUAAGACGCAUGGGAAUUAAAAGGCAAAAUCAGCUUUCAAAGUUAAAAAAAUUCUAACUCUCAUUAGACUACUUUUAUUAAAUAUUUUAUUAUAAAUAUAUAAUAGGUCGUGUCUCAAACUCUUAAAUUGCUUCUUAAUUAAUUAUUUUGUAGUCUAAAUUUUCUAAAAUAUUAAAAAAUGUGGAUUUGAAUUUCUUUAAUUAACCUGACAAUACUUGUUCCUUUUACAUCUGCAAUUAAUUUAACUAUAGGUGUUAUAAUUCUUUCAGUAUGUGUCAGAAAUUUAUAGAUGCAAUAGUUGUGUUAAGGACUUAGAUCCUAAAGAAUAGUAGACGAACUUACAGAUUCUCAUUUAAUCAGAUGUAAAAAGUAAAUAAUUGAUUUUAACAAUUUUGUCAAAACCAAAUAUGAUAAUAAACAAGAUAGUUUGUGCAAGGUUAUAUUUUGGACAUCAAAAAAAUGAUCACCCCCAUUUUGUUUACAACUGAAGCUAUCAAGCUAGUAGCUAUAUGACUGAAGCCAUCUGUAGAACAUUCACAAUAAUUAUUGUAUAUGAUUUGACAAUUCAGCGGAAGCUGGCUUCUUAGAGUUUCGUUCGGUUGCCAGCAUAGGUAAAUAAUAUCUCGGCUUAAUUCUAAAAAGUUAACCAAUUAAACCGGUAAACAGAUACAAUCUCUGCAGUAUGUGUGCAUGUAUUUUUUAUAAGAUAAAAAUUGCUGUUAAAAGGCAAUUAGGCAAAACAGGCAAUCUUUUUAAGCGAAGUAUACUUAAUUAUUUUAGGGGAAUUUUGUUUUUAAAAGGUGUUUUUUAACUUUGGAGAUUUAAUAUGAACAUACUUUUUAAUGUUGGAUCAUUUUUCAUAAAUGUUUAAACAUACCACCCAUAUAACUUGUGGGUGUGUAAGGAAAUUCCGUCGCAAAAAUA
Molecule: messenger RNA, 1346 nt
Organism: Cylas formicarius (sweet potato weevil)
Lineage: Eukaryota; Metazoa; Arthropoda; Insecta; Coleoptera; Brentidae
Gene: mRpL54
Product: large ribosomal subunit protein mL54
Exons: 2
Coding region: 69-479 (136 amino acids)
Cellular component (GO): mitochondrial large ribosomal subunit
Molecular function (GO): structural constituent of ribosome
Source: RefSeq, a predicted model, not a curated record